AUGGCCUUGUCUGUGCCAAGCGUCGGCUGCAUGUUUGUCUUCAUGUACGCCCUUAUUUGCCUUUAUGCCUUUUGUGUCUAUGCGUCCCUAAGCCUACAUGUUGAACUGGCCAGUUUGACGAUCAUUUGUCGACGGACCCUCGCCCCUCCCCAUGCCCUGUUCACAAUUUCUGCAAAGGCAGUCCAAGACAGAGCCUUUCUUGCCUCCGAAACUUUUCUCACCUCCUUCAUUCAAUUCGCCAUCGCCCCCUUUCUCAAUGCCCUGACUCUUAAUCCUUAA
Protopolystoma xenopodis is the source of this 279-nucleotide messenger RNA. NCBI's taxonomy places the organism in Eukaryota, Metazoa, Platyhelminthes, Monogenea, Polystomatidea, Polystomatidae. The record is from the annotation of a GenBank genome assembly.